Molecule: messenger RNA, 1569 nt
Organism: Bicyclus anynana (squinting bush brown)
Lineage: Eukaryota; Metazoa; Arthropoda; Insecta; Lepidoptera; Nymphalidae
Product: skin secretory protein xP2
Exons: 2
Coding region: 131-1234 (367 amino acids)
Source: RefSeq, a predicted model, not a curated record
CGGAGCGGCGCCAUUUUUUUUUCCUCACUCGGCCGCUCAAUCCGCAUAUAUAUAGCGUGGUGGAACCAACCACGCAUCAUUCGCAUUCAGGACCUCGCUGCCUUCAGUGCAACCGACCAAACGCAGCAUCAUGAAGCUCAUGCUCGUGGCCACCUGCCUGGUGGCUGUCCUGGCGCUCGCCCACGCGGAAGAGGCCAAGGCGGCAGACAAGGAAGUGGCAGCAUCCGAAAACGCUGCGGCGACCGACGAAAAGAAACACGAAAAACGAGGACUGAUCGGUCUCGGCUACGGAGGACACGGUGGAUUCGGGGGCGGUUAUGAAGGAGGCUUCGGUGGCGGCUACGGAGGCGGUUUCGGCGGCGGUUACGGCGGCGGUUACGGUGGCGGCUACGGCGGUGGCUACGGCGGACACGAGGAAUCGCACAAAACGAUCACCGUUGUCAAAAAAGUCCCAGUUCCCUACCCAGUAGAGAAACACAUUCCCUACCCAGUUGAAAAGCACGUCCCAGUGCCCGUCAAGGUACCAGUUCCCCAGCCCUACCCGGUAGUCAAACACGUUCCGUACCACGUCAAGGAGAUCGUCAAAGUACCAGUCCAUGUACCAGCUCCCUACCCAGUAGAGAAGAAGGUCCCCUACCCCGUACACGUCCCAGUCGACAGGCCCGUUCCCGUUAAGGUAUACGUUCCCCAACCUUACCCAGUAGAGAAGAAAGUGCCGGUGCCCGUCCAUGUUCACGUACCCGCUCCUUACCCCGUGGAGAAGAAGGUACCUUACCCAGUGAAGGUCCCCGUCCAUGUGCCCGCUCCUUACCCAGUGAUCAAGGAAGUCGCCGUCCCAGUCAAGGUCCACGUCGACAGGCCCUACCCCGUACACGUACCCAAACCAGUACCUUACCCAGUCGAGAAGCCCGUGCCUUACCCAGUGGAGAAACCUGUGCCCUACCCCGUGAAGGUGCCAGUAGACAGGCCCUACCCCGUCCACGUUGAGAAGCCAGUGCCGUACCCCGUUAAGGUGCCCUACCCGGCGCCCUACCCCGUCGAGAAGCACAUCCCCUACCCAGUGGAGAAGCCCGUGCCGUUCCCCGUCAAGGUGCCAGUAGACAGGCCCUACCCCGUCCACAUCGAGAAGCACGUGCCAGUCCACGUAGAGAAGCCCGUACCGUAUCCGGUCAAGGUACCAGUCCCGGUCGUCGUCAGCCACGGUCACGAGUAUGGUCAUCAUGGAGGCUACUAGACAGUUGCAGGAAGCAGACGCUGUAUUGUGAUAUUAUAUAAAUUAAGAUUAGAUCGAGCUCGCGACCGUUUGCCGUGGGGCGCGCUAUCAGAGCGGGUAGUGGGACCCCCCAGACCCCUGGCUAGCUCCCCCCAAGGCGCACGGUCGCAACGCGCUAAUUACGUAACUUUAUAAUUUUAUUAUUAUUUUGUUAUUAUUUUUUUAUUUCGUGUAACUGAUCGGUAAUGUUGCGUAUUUUUUUUGUAAUAAUCUUGAGUUGAUGUACCUGUUAAUGAUAGAACGAAAUGUGUUUACUAGCGAAAUAACGAUGUAAGAAAUAAAAUGCUAAAUGUGAA